AUGGAGGAAGCAAUGGCAUCUGUAGCGAAAGCCACCAGGAGUUUCUUGGUUAAGCCACGGAGGGAAUUUACCAUCUCAAGUCUGCACCUUAAGCUCUACUUUAUAAACACUUUCUUGUUCGAAGUUGGCCUACUUGUAGGUGACACAAUCAACAGUGGUUCGUUGAAAGAUUUAGAUCUCGCCAUUCUCGAUGAGAAAGAUUCUUUGGAAUGCAGUGAGGAGGAUAUGCUGCAGCGAGCGCAAGAAAUAUAUUUUCUUUUCACUGCCCACCCUAGUGUGCUCAGCUGCCUCACAAAGCUCUCUCUACAAAAUGUAGACUUUGACAAAUUGGACAUGCACCAUAUCAUCUUUGACUGCUGCAAGCAACUAAAGCAUCUAAGCCUCACUGAGUGUGAUAUUGGUGGUGAUGUGUAUCCUUUUAAGAUUGAUGCACCAAACUCAAAACUAUGUGUUCUAGAGCUCACUAAGUGUGGCUUUAGGAAACUUGAGGUGGUCUGCCUUCCAAAAUUGGAGAAGUUCAAUUUGAAUUCUUGGCUUUUUGACUAUGUGCCAUUGGUCUUUGGUUUUGUCCCGUCUCUUGGAGAAUUAGAACUCAUAAGUACGCGAGGGUGUUAUGAGGAACUUAAGUUAAGUGAGCUUCUAUAUGGAACCACAUACAUACAUACUCUCACGUUGGAUUUCGAAGGAGAAAAUCUUUGGAUGCAACCUGAAAUGAGGCAGCUUUGCCCAGCUUUCAACAAGCUAAGGAAGUUGUUUGUGCAUGGUAUCUUUGUUGAAUUUGACAUUUUAUGGACGAUGGCCUUUCUUGCAGCGGCACCAUCUAUUGAGAUGUUACAUAUUGAGGUAUGGGACCAUGUAUGCGAUGUGGGUGAAGUGGAAGACAAUUAUAGACGACAGAACAACACCGAAAGAAGGACUCCUCAGUGGGAUGUGGACUUUAACGACACCAAGAAUUGGAUUUUGAAAGAGCUAGAAUUCAUUGGCUUCAGGUCAGUAGAACAACAAUUUACAUUCAUAAGAUCUGUGUUGCAGCGAUCUCCCAACUUGCAUAAGAUAGUUCUGAAAAGAGAUGACGAAUGUGACUUAUGUUCUACUCAUGGUGCACUGCCUUCAAAAUUCCCCAAGAAGGAUGAACAAGAAAUGAUCAUGAGGCGAAUUAGAGACGACACAUUCUCGCCCCAAAUAGUUUUUGAUGAGUAUUCUGAAAGGAGACGAAGAACCUUUGGAAUUUGCCAAGAUGGAUGA
Messenger RNA from Triticum turgidum subsp. durum (durum wheat), 1245 nucleotides. The record is from the annotation of a GenBank genome assembly. NCBI's taxonomy places the organism in Eukaryota, Viridiplantae, Streptophyta, Magnoliopsida, Poales, Poaceae.